Molecule: messenger RNA, 525 nt
Organism: Mesorhabditis spiculigera
Lineage: Eukaryota; Metazoa; Nematoda; Chromadorea; Rhabditida; Rhabditidae
Source: the annotation of a GenBank genome assembly
AUGCCGGGCAACCACCAUAUCAUCGACUGGGCCAAAAUUUUGGCCAUCCUGAUUGCUGUUGGCGUGCCGCUGAUACUAGUUCCGAUCUUCAACCUAGCAAUUUUCUGCGUGCUUCGGAAAAGACCGAAAACCGUGGCCACCCGAAGCUUCUCGGCCUCCACUUCCAUUGACAGCGAGCAGCCGAUUAGAGAAAAUUGCGUGCUGGGCAGUCGGCAGCGAUACGAACGAAAAGUUACACGGACGAUUGUGGCAAUCAUUGCUUGCCACAUUUUUACGGAUUCGCCGUCCGCCUUUCCGUUCAUAUGGGAUUUACUUGGUCAAGAUGCUCCGAUAUGGAUUAAUUGGAUGGUCCCGUCCCCGAAUUACAUCUACAUGUUCUGCGGCAUCAUCAACUCGUUGCAUUUGCUGGGCAAGGUGCUGAACUUCUUCCUCUUCUGCUUACUAUCCGAAGAUUUCCGAAAGCGUGUCCAGAUAAUGCUACGAAAAUACUCCAAAACCCUACGGCACUAUCGACCCGCUUUUAUG